GUUGCGAGCAGCCUUCAGGAGCUGAGAGCGGUGCAGUUACACUGUAGCCAGUGAUUUUUUUCUUGUAACUUCGUCUUUCCCCCUUUUGCAAAGCUAACAAUGAGGGAGAUCGUGCAUGUGCAAGCUGGUCAAUGUGGUAAUCAGAUCGGGGCCAAGUUCUGGGAAGUAAUCAGUGAUGAACACGGCAUCGACCCCACUGGUACCUACCACGGAGACAGUGACCUCCAGCUUGAUCGCAUUAACGUCUACUAUAAUGAGGCAUCAGGAGGUAAAUAUGUUCCCCGUGCAAUUCUGGUGGACCUGGAACCUGGCACAAUGGACUCUGUUCGCUCUGGACCAUUUGGGCAAAUCUUCAGACCAGAUAACUUUGUGUUUGGCCAGAGUGGAGCAGGGAACAACUGGGCCAAGGGCCACUACACGGAAGGUGCUGAGCUGGUCGACUCGGUGCUGGACGUGGUGAGGAAGGAGGCGGAGAGCUGCGACUGUCUGCAGGGUUUCCAGCUCACCCACUCGCUGGGCGGCGGCACCGGCUCGGGCAUGGGUACCCUGCUGAUCAGCAAGAUCCGGGAGGAGUACCCCGACAGGAUCAUGAACACUUUCAGCGUGGUGCCCUCCCCGAAGGUCUCCGACACGGUGGUCGAGCCGUACAACGCCACGCUGUCAGUCCACCAACUGGUGGAGAACACGGACGAAACCUAUUGCAUUGACAACGAGGCCCUCUAUGACAUCUGCUUCCGCACCCUUAAGCUGACCACCCCCACCUACGGUGACCUGAACCAUCUUGUCUCCGCCACCAUGAGCGGCGUGACCACCUGCCUCCGCUUCCCCGGCCAACUCAACGCCGACCUGCGCAAGCUGGCUGUCAACAUGGUGCCCUUCCCCCGCCUCCACUUCUUCAUGCCCGGCUUCGCCCCGCUGACCAGCAGGGGGAGCCAGCAGUACCGGGCCCUGACGGUGCCCGAGCUCACGCAGCAGGUGUUCGACGCCAAGAACAUGAUGGCGGCCUGCGACCCGCGCCACGGCCGCUACCUGACAGUGGCCGCAGUCUUCCGCGGCCGCAUGUCCAUGAAGGAGGUGGACGAGCAGAUGCUCAAUGUCCAGAACAAGAACAGUAGCUACUUCGUGGAGUGGAUCCCCAACAACGUCAAGACGGCCGUCUGCGACAUCCCGCCCCGCGGCCUCAAGAUGGCCGUCACCUUCAUCGGCAACAGCACCGCCAUCCAGGAGCUCUUCAAACGCAUCUCCGAGCAGUUCACCGCCAUGUUCCGGCGCAAGGCCUUCCUCCACUGGUACACGGGCGAGGGCAUGGAUGAGAUGGAGUUCACCGAGGCCGAGAGCAACAUGAACGACCUGGUCUCUGAGUACCAGCAGUACCAGGAUGCCACAGCAGAGGAAGAAGGAGAAUUUGAGGAGGAGAUCGAGCAAGAUGAGGCCUGAGUGAAAACAAUGGGGCCCUCCCAAGUGUACAUAACAUCCUUUUUAAAAAAAAAAAAUAAAGUGUUACCAGGCAAGGUCCGUGGGCUUUCACAGGUUCCAGAGGGCUCGAGUUUAAGAUCUUGUGCGGCAAAGUCAGUUGUCAUAAAGGCGCCCAAUAUAUCGUGAGGAAGUCCUGAAGUUUAGAACCUCAACCCCUAAAUCUGAAUGAACCAUUCCCCCCCCCCCCCCCCAAAGUUGCAUGUUUUCAAUGGAAAAGGGCUGCAUUCGUAGUGCGAGUGUGGUGAUGUGCUUUUAUUUAAAAAAAAAAAAAAUUUUGGAUUUUAUUUCGUCUUUUUGUAAGUAGUUAGUGAGCAGACUUGAUCGAAACUGGGUGAGGGAAAUUUAAGAGAAACGGAAACCUGAAUUCUGGAAAUCUGAAAUUUGGAAAGGGGCAAACCGAAAAAAUGAAUUGCGAAAAGCGGCAUCGGGAUAGAGGAGUUGUCCGGGUGGGUGGUCUGCAUCUGAAAGGGGGGGGGGUGGGGGGACUAAUUAAUUGGAUAGCUCCCAAAUGGCUAAAUUAUGUAGAUUCGUUUUGGAUACAUUAAACCUUGUUGAAUUCUGACUGGCCUCAUGAUUUCAUUCCCAUUCCCAUCCCUAGUGCCACAUUUUAUCAAGCAGUCCAACGUUGAACUUGAGCCCCAUACUGCAAUAUUCCACGCAAUGUUAAAAUAGAUUUCUUUUUCGUUUUUUUUUAAAUUGUUUCUGAACCAUAUUUUCUUUUCAUGAUUUUAGCUGCCCCUCCCUGUGGUAAAUCUGGUACUGUCAUGAAGCCAGUUUAGCCAAAUUCUUUGCUAGUGCUGGACAUGCAAUAGGCUUGGUGGCAAUCCCUGAAUAUACAUAUUUCUAAUGAAGCCAAUUCCAUGCAUGUGAAUCACAAUCGUGAGUAGCCAGAAUCCUCCAGGCCACUUGAGUGUUGGGAAAAGAAAACACCCCCAUCAAAUUCAAAACCCCCAAGCUUUGACUUUUGUUCACUUGCUCGAAGGGGUUGUGCUUCCCCAUAGAGAGGAAUAAAUCCUGUUUCUCCAUUGCCAACUUUGCCUGGGAGCUAGUGAGAUUGCUGAGCCUGUGACGAUGUAAAUUUUCUCUUGUAGUUUUUAACUGUUUCCUGUUUCUCAGUUUUGUACUUGUAACCUAAACCAUCUGGUUGAAUUUCAGAGUUGACCCAGUAUAAACUCACCGCCCCCAUUUUCCCAUCCGCAAACAAUUUUAUUUACAGGAAAGGCUUACAAAAUUGCUGACUGACAUUGCAGGGUGACGGACGAUAAGUUGCACUUGGCACUGCCAGCGCCUUCCUAGCUACAGAACUCAGGAAGAGGAAAGCAGGGUCCUUCUCAAAUUGUGCCUUCAACUAGCUUGACAAGUUAGUGAAGUCAAUGGGAAGGGCAUUGUCUUCUUGGUGCUAGUGGCCAUUUUGGGUGAUGGCCAUUUUGUGAGCCAAACCCCAUGGGGUGGAGUGAAGCUGUGGGGACAACUUGUGUUUUACUGUUAAGCCUGAACCCUUGUUGAACUGUGACCCAGAACUUUGAACUGGAAUCACUCACUUGUUUCCACACUGCUUGCUCAGCACUUUUCAGUCUUGUACUCUUUUUUUACUCUCUCAUUUCACUACUUUUUGAUGUCCUGUAACUUGUUUGAAUCAUGCCUUUUUCUCCUUUGUUUUUUUCAUAUUGAAAAGUAUAGAGCCAGCCUGUAUCUUACCUGACAAAAUAAAACGAUGUUUUUUUUUGCGA
Messenger RNA from Carcharodon carcharias (great white shark), 3206 nucleotides. RefSeq names its product tubulin beta-4B chain. Gene Ontology annotation, biological process: microtubule cytoskeleton organization; mitotic cell cycle. Gene Ontology annotation, molecular function: GTPase activity; GTP binding; structural constituent of cytoskeleton. The transcript has 4 exons. The record is from RefSeq and is a predicted model, not a curated record. The coding region runs from base 100 to 1437 and encodes 445 amino acids. Lineage: Eukaryota; Metazoa; Chordata; Chondrichthyes; Lamniformes; Lamnidae. Gene Ontology annotation, cellular component: microtubule; cytoplasm.